AAGCUUCAGCCUGCGCCUGCACGUUCGACCUUCGGCUGAGCUUCUGCUCGCGCGCCUCGCCUCCGGCUUCGAGCAGGAUCAGGUCAUCCAAUAUCCUGGGGCCUGUCAGUGCCCUGACAGUGAUAGAUCCGCCCCGUCGCGAAGAUCGUGCGCGUGCAUAUAAAGCGAGCACGGUGCGCGUCGAAGGGCUCCUCGAGUCUCGCUUCGGUGGCUCUCUAGGACACUAGUAAUUUGACGGCCCUUCCCCGCGGACGACCACCAUGUUGUUCUCCACCGUCCUCAUCGCGCUGUCCUCUGUGUGGCUCGCCGCCGCCGCGCCCGCCCGUCGCAGCACGCCCGCCGCCGUGACAGACACGAGCAUCAUGCAAUAUGCGCUCACCCUAGAGCACAUCGAGCAUGCCUUCUACGUGCAGGGCCUUGAGCAGUACGACGCGCAGGCGUUCGCCGACGCAGGGUACGAGCCAUGGGUCCGCGGGCGCUUCGCACAGAUCAGGGAGCACGAGCGGACGCACGUCGACUUCUUGCGUGGCCAGCUGGGCGAGAACGCCCCUGAGCCGUGCAACUAUUCUUACCCGUACACGGACAUCCCGUCGUGGGUGUCGCUGUCGCAGACACUCGAGGAAGUCGGCGCUGCGGCGUACAUGGGCGCUGCCCUCUUCGUCCACAGCCAAGAUGUACUGUCGGCGUCCUUGGCUAUUUCGCACAUCGAGGCGCGCCAGGCCGGUUGGGUCAGCUCCGCAAUCCGGAAUAAGCAACCUUGGGACGGCGACUUCGAGACCCCUCUCUACUUCAGCGGCAUUUGGUCCCUUGCGGUCGGCUUCAUCACCUCCUGCCCGCAGACGAACCCGGACCUGCCAGUGCAGAGCUUCCCCGCGCUGACGGUGACGCCCGCAUCGCCGGUGAUGGGCGAGAACAUCACCGUCUCGUACAACAGCACGGUACAGGCGACGGACGAUUGCCCAACGUACAUGGCGUGGCACCACAACAUGACCACGACGUUCACGGUCAUCCACGAGGGCGGCGUGACAACUGUGCCGGACGGCCUGCGCGGGACGGUGUUCGCGGGGGUGGUGAAGAACACCACGACGACCACGAGCGAUGCGACGAUGUUGAGUGGGCUGGCGGCGUUGUCGUUCCCGUAUGGCUCGUAUGCGAUCGUGGGCGCGUAGGACGCUGUAUGCCGUAGUGUCUAUUUUGGUAAACCUACGAGUGGACAAACGGUUUGAACGUACCAUAGUGACCAAGUUUUGAUGUAAGGACUUCCUCAUCGACUUAAUCCGUCCUUCGAAUUGAAUUUGCGACGAAGUGACAUACCCCCA
This is a messenger RNA of Rhodofomes roseus, 1319 nucleotides long. RefSeq names its product ferritin-like domain-containing protein. The transcript is spliced from 5 exons. Lineage: Eukaryota; Fungi; Basidiomycota; Agaricomycetes; Polyporales; Fomitopsidaceae. The record is from RefSeq and is a predicted model, not a curated record. Bases 261 to 1169 code for a protein of 302 amino acids.